GUAUUCUUUGUUCAAGUGUAGCGCCAUGGAAAUAUUCAGUUCAUCUCUCCAUGGCCAUCCUGCUAUCUCUCUGCCAUCCAUCCAUUUCUCCUCACCAGAACCAUUCCCUUACCUCCCGGCUCGUGCCCCUUACGGCGGGCUUCUUCUGCUUGCCUUUCUCGCGGCGUGCGGCCAUUCUCGAGAUUGCUGCCGUGUCCCUAUCCUUAACCUUACCGGCGUCUGCCAUGGGCUCAUCUUCACCGAAUGCAGCCCUAGAUGGAAUCUCCAACACGAGAUCCUGGUUUCAGUUCUUUGGCGAUGGAUUUUCCAUCCGCAUCCCUCCGUUCUUCGAAGACGUAAUGGAGCCUGAGGACUUCAGUGCUGGACAAACAUUUUAUGGUGAUAAGGCAAAACCUAAGAUGUUUGCUGCUCGUUUUGCUUCUCCUGAUAGAUCUGAAGUUUUGACUGUGGUGAUUCGGCCAUCUAAUCAACUGAAGAUAACUUUUCUAGAGGCUAAGGAUAUUACUGAUAUUGGCUCACUUAAGGCGUCAGCCAAGAUCUUUGUCCCUGGAGGUGCAAAUUUGUAUGCUGCCCGGACAUAUAGAAUCAAAGAACAAGAAGCCCUUAGGACCUACUACUUCUAUGAGUUUGAAAUUAAUGGACAGCACGUUGCUUUAGCUGCUGGAAUUGAUAGUGGCAAGACAUACAUUGCAGGAGCAGCUGCGCCACAGGUGAAAUGGAAAGAUGAUGGUAUUAAGCUGCGCUCUGCUGCCUUAUCUCUUACUGUUCUAUGACUAUAUAUAAAUUUUCUGGAAUUGUUUAGCCACAAAAGUUUCUGUGGGAAACCAAGUCUAUUUCAUUUUAUCAAUAUUGUUGUUUGUUUAUGUAAUAUUAGAGAUUUGAGUGUCAUGCAUGCAAUUAUAGAAGUUUAGGUGUUAGAUAUGUAAAUACA
Molecule: messenger RNA, 931 nt
Organism: Phalaenopsis equestris
Lineage: Eukaryota; Viridiplantae; Streptophyta; Magnoliopsida; Asparagales; Orchidaceae
Exons: 7
Coding region: 51-773 (240 amino acids)
Cellular component (GO): chloroplast
Source: RefSeq, a predicted model, not a curated record